AUGGAGGAGGCUGCUACGCGGCAGCAUGCCCACGCCAACACGGUGUACCAUUGCUUGUACGCGUACUACAAGCUUGGCUACUCGAAGAAACACCUCGCGUAUAUCUUCAACAAGUCGGAACGGACCAUUCGCAACUGGGUGAAUGAAUGUCUAUCAGAAUACUGGAACCUUCCAGCGCGUCAAUCCCGCUAA
Messenger RNA from Phytophthora nicotianae INRA-310, 192 nucleotides. RefSeq lists its product as hypothetical. The coding region runs from base 1 to 192 and encodes 63 amino acids. The transcript has a single exon. The record is from RefSeq and is a predicted model, not a curated record. NCBI's taxonomy places the organism in Eukaryota, Oomycota, Peronosporomycetes, Peronosporales, Peronosporaceae.